Messenger RNA from Colletotrichum destructivum, 1109 nucleotides. RefSeq names its product Putative mitochondrial 18kDa protein. The record is from RefSeq and is a predicted model, not a curated record. NCBI's taxonomy places the organism in Eukaryota, Fungi, Ascomycota, Sordariomycetes, Glomerellales, Glomerellaceae. Gene Ontology annotation, cellular component: mitochondrion. Bases 49 to 918 code for a protein of 289 amino acids. Gene Ontology annotation, biological process: mitochondrial fission. The transcript is spliced from 2 exons.
UUCUAAACAGUGUCACAUUCAGACGAAGUAUAUCAACACCCAUCCAACAUGUGGGGACGAAGUCAAGACAAGACGCCCGAACAACCGAAAGAAUCGCCAAAGGAGGAUGGCGCCAAGACAUUCGACCCGGAAAAGCUCCCGGCACGUGAAAAGCUGCCGAAGGCGCUGCAGAACAUAGUCGACAAGUCGGAUAGGGAAGACAACUUCUUCGACGAGCUGGUGGACGGGUACGCGCCCGAGUCCACCGAGUCGAAUGUCCGUUAUGCCGCAUAUGCAACCCGCAUCCGUACGAUUUUGAUGUCCGCCCACCGUUACGUCGCCUACACCUCUGACAUCGGCGAAUCAUUCCGACCCGUUGCGCAUCCCGCCCUCGUCCGCUCCGCAUAUGGAAUCUCGUGGUUGUACAUCCUCGGCGACGUCAGCUACGAAGGCUACAAGGCGUACUGGUCCAACCAGCGCAUUCUCAACCCGCACUUGCAGCUCACUGCGCGCCAGGCGAAGAUUACGGGACUGCCGGAUGCCGUAUCGGACGCUACUUCCCCCAGCAGCGAGGUCGUCCCUGGCGGGAAGAUUGCGCCUUUGGACGACUACAGGACCGUCAUGAUCCAGCGAGGCAUCUUCCAAAGCAUCGCUAGUAUGGGUCUCCCGGCCUUUACCAUCCACAGCGUGGUGAGGUACUCGGGCAGAGCGCUCAAAGACGUCAAGAACACGAAGGUCAGGACCUGGGGCCCCAUCGGCCUUGGCCUGGCCGUCGUGCCGUUUUUGCCAAGUCUCUUUGACGAGCCGGUUGAGAAUGCCGUUGAAUGGAUCUUCCAUAAAGGCUUCGAGACCUACGGAGGUAAGGCGUUUGUCGGCGAUGCACCGGCCACGGGCCGUGAGGAUCUGUUGGCGAAGAGACCGAAGGAGAAGGAACUGUGAAAAUUCGGCGUUUUUAGAAUGAUAUGGAUCGCAACUCAAAUCGGACUUAGCUCGGCGCAUGGGAAACUCCUCAACUCAAAGGGGGAUGGGUUCUAGGAAGGUGAAUGCGGCAGCCUAAACAGGCGCGUGGUGUAAUUGAGGGUAUAUACGGAAAAUGUCACUAUGAACAUUCAUCAAAUCAUCAUCAUCUA